Messenger RNA from Hypoxylon trugodes, 831 nucleotides. RefSeq lists its product as uncharacterized. Gene Ontology annotation, biological process: mycotoxin biosynthetic process. The transcript has 5 exons. Lineage: Eukaryota; Fungi; Ascomycota; Sordariomycetes; Xylariales; Hypoxylaceae. The record is from RefSeq and is a predicted model, not a curated record. The coding region runs from base 82 to 831 and encodes 249 amino acids.
CAUAAUCUUCUCUCUACUAAGUAAAAUUUCUCACAUCUUCAUACAACCACUAGAUACCGCAUUAUUCACGAGGGAAAGGUCAUGUCAAACAAGUAUAACCAGCCACUACUCGAUCACGACACCGACGAUGAGAGUUCAGAAGAAAUCACACCUGUAUAUUCGACCCAUAACAGUCGAAUACUCAAGGCCUCACUUAUCGCAAAUCUUCUCCUCCUAGUUAUUUGUGCAUUUCUAAGUGGGACUCUGUUGUUUAUCUCGAGCUCAAAGCAAAGCCGGAAAAACGCGUUGACUGAUGAUAACCUGGAGCCUUAUUCUCCGGCGAAUGACUUCAUAGAGUACGAAUAUCGCCGUAUGGUGACCAAUGACACUAGAUUCACAGGAUUUCCUGGGCCUGAAUGGGAGCGCUCCAUGCAUGAGCUAUUGUCAGGAACCCUUAUACGAAUAUCCGACGACGAACUAAAGCUUCUCAAUUCCGAUUCCAUACCACUGAUGGGUGGUGGAUAUGCAGCAGGACUUGGAGUUGGGCAUAACCUUCACUGCGUGAAACAAGUCAAACGGUUCAUAUAUCGGGAACAUUUCUACUCUGAGAUGGACCCCAGUAGUGAAGAAUAUUAUUACCUUCAAACACACGCCGAUCACUGCCUGGACUUCCUGCGUCAGAGUAUCAUGUGCCACUUGGAUUUCACUAUGUAUACGGUAUAUUGGGAUAAACUGCUAUCAGACAAACCAAUCCACCACGAACCAGGAUUACAGAAGUGUGUGAGUUGGGAUAAGCUACAUGAUUGGAUGCUGGAAAGGCAAGCAAAUACGGAUAUGCUAAUAGAACCAUAA